Messenger RNA from Naegleria lovaniensis, 894 nucleotides. RefSeq lists its product as uncharacterized. The record is from RefSeq and is a predicted model, not a curated record. Gene Ontology annotation, biological process: positive regulation of DNA-templated transcription. Gene Ontology annotation, cellular component: Set1C/COMPASS complex. The transcript is spliced from 2 exons. Lineage: Eukaryota; Heterolobosea; Eutetramitea; Acrasida; Naegleriidae. Bases 1 to 894 code for a protein of 297 amino acids.
AUGAUUCACGAAUAUUCUACCAUGGAACAAAUGAAAAGUGUUCCAUUCAAAAAGAGACUCUACACGCCAUCAAAGAUGUCUCCAACCACGGUAAUAGGCAAUUCUGAUCGUUCAGACUUUCCUUCCACUAUCUUGUUUCCAACCACCUCCACCACAACGAAUAAUAACAAUAGUACCACCAACGACUCUACCAACACUACCACAAAUACCUCUCCAACAACAAUCUUCGCAAUCAAAGAAGAAGCCCACCCACAAAAUAAUCCCACAUCAGAAACUACUUCAAAUAUACUAUCAUCAACUAUUGAUGCCCUAGCGUCAUUACAACAUCAAGCAUUUUCUUCAACGUCCCCAUCUAACGAGUCUACCACAACCAAUGCCUCCUCUUCAACCCAUCAUUCAUCACCCGAGGAUUCAGGAUCAAAAAAGAAUGGUACCUCGACCAUAACCAUCAAUAAUGGUCACUCCAGCAAUUCUGAUUCCUCACCAAAAUCCAAGAAGAAACGCCAAUUCAUCAACAGGGACAGAAAAAAGAAAGAGGAGAGCGAGGAUGAAAAUUCUGCUAGCGACGAGGAAGAAAAUGACUCUGACGAGGAUUCGAGUGAAGAUGAAACGUUAUAUUGCAAGUGCAACAGGCCAGCUUCAUAUGGUUGGAUGAUCGCUUGUGAUCGUUGUGAUAAAUGGUUCCAUGGAAGAUGUUUGGGUUUGAAGAAAUACCAAGCAAAUUCUAUUAGUACAUAUGUGUGUCCAGAUUGUGAAAAUGCUCAACAAAAUUCAAAGAAACGAAAAUCUGACACUUCGUUAAACGGAAAGGGACGAAAUUCUAGGACGGAGGAAAUCUCAAAGGAUUUACCAAAACCACGGUCGGUACAACAGCAAAUAUCCAACCAUCUGUAA